AUGUUCUUACUGUCCCUCUCUUACCUUCCGUUCGUGUCACCAACCCUCCUGGUUGUGGGAUUGAUCUGUGUAUGCUUGGUUUUCCUUCUGCUCGUUCACAUCGUACACAGCCUGCGGAGUCCUCUGAACGAUAUUCCGGGCCCACUCUAUGCUCGUUUCACAAACCUACCGCUGAAAGCUGCCGUUGUCGCGGGAAAGCGCAUACACUUCGUCCAUGCCUUGCACCAGCGUUAUGGCAAGAUCGUUCGCAUCGCUCCCGACGAAGUCGCUGUGGCCAGUCCACAAGCUUUUAAGAUCAUCCAUGCAGUUGGUGGAGGCUUCGAGAAGACCGAGUGGUACAGAUCGCUGAAUCCGGUACCGCGUGACGGUGUGUUCACCAUGACUGACAACAAGGCGCACGCUGGUCGCCGCCGGUUGCUGUCGCGGCCGUUCAGCAAGAGCCACCUACGCCAACAUUGGGAACCUGUCGUCCGGGAGCGUGUCGAGUUGGCGGUGGCCCGCAUGUGUGCCGAAGCUGCAAAAGGCCCUGUCGAUGUCAUGAAGUGGUGGAUGUUUAUGGCUUCCGACGUUUCAGCCCACCUCAUGUUUGGCGAGUCAUUCCAGACUCUUGAACAUGGUGUAGUCAGCGAGUACAUGCGGAAGUUGCAGGUCGCAUUGAUGGGAGGCGGCAUCGGCGCUGAGAUGCCGUUCGUGCGCUACCUAGGCAAACGACUGCCAAUACAGAUUUGUCAGGACCUAUGGAAUAACAACAGCUACCUAAUGAACUACGCCGAGGCUGCGGUCAAAGGCAUGAGAGCGAACCAAGGGCAUGCCAACGUCUUCGCGGGCAUGGUUGCUGAGGCGGAGAAAGCCGAGCGGUUGGACGAUCUCGACGUCAAACAAGAGGCACUGAAUCUGAUUGUAGCUGGGACUGAUACCACCUCCAUCACAUUGACUUACCUUGUAUGGGCUGUGCUUUCACGACCAGAACUACAACGAGCGGUGGAGGAAGAAGUGCGAGGUCUUCCGGAGGCGUAUCAGGAUGCGGAAGUCGAGAAGCUUGAGCUGCUGAAUGCGGUGAUAGAAGAGACGCUGCGAUUGUAUGGAGCCGCUCCAGGUGGUCUGCCGAGAAGAGUACCUAGUGGAGGAAUCAGCAUGGGUGGAUACUUCCUCCCGGGCGGAACCACGGCCACUACGCAGGCGUUCAGCCUUCAUCGAGAUGCCUCGCUGUUUCCCGAUCCCGAAGAAUUCAUCCCAGCAAGAUGGAUGUCCUCGCACGGAGAUGGGAGGUACGCGGUUAGCGACGCCGCAAGAGCGGUCUAUUCGCCGUUCGGUGCCGGCGCAAGAACUUGCCUGGGGGUGCAUCUGGCGACCAUGGAGCUUCGACUGGCGGCUGCAGAGUUCUUCAGACGGUGUGCGGGAGCCAAGCUUGCGCCCUCGAUGACGGAUGAGCUGAUGCAUAUGGAGAACUAUUUCCUCAUAGCUCCGGCAGGGCACCACCUCAGUGUGGAACUGUAG
Baudoinia panamericana UAMH 10762 is the source of this 1497-nucleotide messenger RNA. RefSeq lists its product as uncharacterized. Lineage: Eukaryota; Fungi; Ascomycota; Dothideomycetes; Mycosphaerellales; Teratosphaeriaceae. The record is from RefSeq and is a predicted model, not a curated record. The coding region runs from base 1 to 1497 and encodes 498 amino acids. Gene Ontology annotation, molecular function: oxidoreductase activity, acting on paired donors, with incorporation or reduction of molecular oxygen; heme binding; monooxygenase activity. The transcript is spliced from 3 exons.